AUGGAUGGGCCCGAUGAACUUACUUUCUCACUAGAUGUAACACGUAUCAAUAUAACAGAAGGUAGAAAUCAAACUAUAGCAUGUUUAACUGAUUGUUAUGUAUGUAAUUAUAAAUGGACUGGACCAGUUUCAUCAUCAAGUAAAGAUCUUGUAUUGACUGGAAUAAAAAGAAAUCAGGAAGGAAACUAUAGAUGUGAAGCUACCAAUAUUAAAAAUACCAUCUCUAAAACAAGAUCUAAAUUUAUACAAGUUAAUGUACAUUAUCAACCUGAAAUAACCAGUAUGACAUCUGAUGCCGUAACUGACGAAGGUGAUGAAGGUUCUGAUGUUAUGUUUAACUGUAAUGUUAAUAGUAAACCGGUAUCUACUAUAACCUGGUCAUCUUCUACUAGUACUGAUACUAACAUUGGUCAAAAGUGGACAUUAACUCAAGCUAAAUGUCAGGAUACAGGAAUCUAUACAUGUACAGCUAAUAAUGGUAUUGGUCAAUCAACUUCUAAAUUACCAUUAAAUAUCAGAUGUAAGUCUAUAUUUAGUCAGUAUACUAUAAUCUAUACAUGUACAACUUUUAAUGGUAUUGGUCAAUCAACUACUAAAUUACCAUUAAAUAGCAGAUGUUCACCAAGAAUAAAUGCCGAUUUAAAAGAUGUAGUAAUGAAUAGAAUAGGUGAAGAAGUAACAUUACUUAUUGAUGUUAAAGCCUAUCCUAAACCUAGUUUUAAAUGGAUACAAGAAUCAACAAGACAAGAAUUAACACCAGAUACAACUCAACAAGUAGCUAUCAAUAAUUAUAUUUCAAGUUUAACAUUCACAAUACAACAAUCAUCAUUUGAUAACUACAUUGUAACUGUUAAUAAUGGUAUAGGUUGUGAUAAAAGUUACACUAUAAAGAUUAUUGAUGGAGAUCCUAUAACAAAGGCGGAUCCUAAUGAACAACCUGGAUAUCAGGAGGUUUUAGGAACUGGUAUUGGAAUUGGUAUUGGAAUAUCUGCUGUUAUUGUAAUUCUGGUUUUACUGACCAUAUUUAUAUAUAGAAAAUAUCAUCCAGCCAAUAAGAAAUUACCAAACGAAAGUUAUGCAACGUUUUCUAAUAGAAAUCCUGAAGAUAGAACAUAUGAAGAUUUAAAUACGCGUCCUGAAGUUAAUGAUAACAAUCAACAUAAUUCUGGAGAUGCAAAAGAAUAUGAAAAUAUGAGAAGAAAUUAA
Molecule: messenger RNA, 1206 nt
Organism: Lottia gigantea (owl limpet)
Lineage: Eukaryota; Metazoa; Mollusca; Gastropoda; Lottiidae
Exons: 8
Coding region: 1-1206 (401 amino acids)
Source: RefSeq, a predicted model, not a curated record